This is a messenger RNA of Brachypodium distachyon (stiff brome), 630 nucleotides long. RefSeq lists its product as uncharacterized. Bases 1 to 630 code for a protein of 209 amino acids. NCBI's taxonomy places the organism in Eukaryota, Viridiplantae, Streptophyta, Magnoliopsida, Poales, Poaceae. The record is from RefSeq and is a predicted model, not a curated record. The transcript has 3 exons.
AUGUCUCCGAAGCUUUCCUUGAAGAUUGCCGAGUACCUCAAGGAGUACGACGAUUACUUCAAAUUGAAGAGAGACGCCGUCGGCACACUUGGUUUCUCAACAACUCAGAAAUACAUGGUAUCUCUCCGGUUGCUUGCUUAUGGAAUUCAUGCCGAUACACAGGAUGACUACCUCCGCAUGGCCGAGUCCAUGGCCAUCGAUUGCAUGUACAGUUACCGUAACGAAGUUAUGGCGGUGUUUAGAGAUAUCUACUUGAGAACACCCACUCCAAAAGACACAAUUCGGAUCUUGGCACAUAACGCAGAAAGAGGAUUCCCAGGAUCAUACAAUGACAUCAAUGUGCUGCAAUGCUCGAAUCUGUUCGCCAAGCUUGUUGAAGGCACUGCUCGUCUGGUAAACUGUGAGAUCAAUGGCGCUCGAUUUUCCAUUGUCCGGUACACUGCUCUCACUUGGUCCAAAGAUCAGAUGUGGAAAGUCAUGGCUGCUUGUGUGAUCAUCCACAACAAGAUCAUUAAGAGCGACCGGGAAUGUCUGGUGUAUGACACUGACCCGUACAAACGGAUGGGUCCUCUAGCCGAUGUUUAUCACCAUGUGCCGGCUGCCUUUGCUGCUUUCCUCGUCUGGCGCUAG